Messenger RNA from Maudiozyma saulgeensis, 5211 nucleotides. The record is from the annotation of a GenBank genome assembly. Lineage: Eukaryota; Fungi; Ascomycota; Saccharomycetes; Saccharomycetales; Saccharomycetaceae.
AUGACUUCUGUUAUUCCUGGUAUAUUUGAAGCAAAUGAACCCAAUGAUAAUGAACAACAAGAAGUAACAGAUCAAGAUGAUAUCAAUUCCACAGAGAGUAAGCAUGAUAAAAUUGAAAAACCUGGUGACGAUAGAGAUCAGAAUAACAACAAAAAUAGACUAUCAUCGUCUGAAGAAAAAUUAAAGAAUUUAUCCUUUCAAGGCAUACCGAACUCUGUAUUGAAUAAGACAAAUGCAACAAAUAGAAGAAAUAGAUUGUUCCAUAAAAGAUCACAAUCUCCAUUGAAUAAUGGUAGUAAUAAUAAAACAAAAAGAGAUCAUAGUCCAACCUCUCCAAGAUCAAGUACCUCUAGAAAUUAUACCGAUUAUUUCCCUUCAAAGUUAAAUAAACAACAACAUCAUCAAAAGAAUAAAAGUUUAGAUGAAUUAGCUUAUUCAAAAUUAAAUAAUGAUUAUAAUGAUGAUCAACAAAAAGAUAGAAGAAAAUCAUUAAUCUCUUCUUCAGAUCAAAGUAAAUUUAAUGGCUGGAGAAAAGAAUUUAAUACUGCAUUUAAGAAAAUAUCUGUUGUAUCAAAGCUUAAAAAUAAACGUGGUAGUAAUCUUAAAAAUAAUGGAUCACAACCACAAGUAUUAUCGACAGAUGAAUUACUUAUGAAGGAAUCACAUACUCAAAAAAUGGCUUCAGAUUUAAUUGCAUCAAUGUUAGCAGGUUGUCCAGCGGCUGUCUUUGCAAGUACUCAAUUUCUUAGAGAUGAACAUGGUAAUAGAAGAGCACCAAUAUUACUUACAAUGUUAGACGUUAGAGUAAAACCAAUUGAAAAUAUAUCCGAAUAUUUAAAUCGGGGUCAAUCGUCAAAUUAUUUCGGUAAUCGUAAUGAAACAAAUAAGAAUAAUACCUUACCUAAUAAUCAUGUAAUUAAUAAUGUUGAUAUAUCAUUAUCCAGAAGAUCAAGUUUGUUGAGUUUUUCUUCUUUAUUUUUACAAGAUAAUGAUAAUCCAUUGGGGAUGCCAAACGACAACACCGAUAUUAAUACUAAUACUUAUCCUUUAGGAAACACUCAAUCUCCUUCUCAGAAUAGAACAAGUAAUAAUAGAAUAAAUAGUUCCAAUAAUAAGAACAACAAUAACAUCUCUGAUAUAUUCAAUGGGACAUCUAAUCAUGAUUUAAAAUCACAAAUAUUCGAAUUGAGUUUCGAAUAUGGUAUUGGUGACAAUAGGUAUAGAUGGUCGAUCACUAAGACUUAUAACAAUAUGCAACAAUUACAUCAUAAUUUGAAAAUUGUUGCAUUUCAACAAAAUACAGUGAAAAAGCUCUAUAUUGAUAACAAUAGAUUCCAUAAAUUUAGAUUACCUUACUUUCCUACUUUAAAGGAGAAAUCCCCCAAGGAUGAAAAAACGAGGGGUCUUCAUAUCCUAUCAAGAACGAAUAGUUUAUCUUCAAGUACGAGUAGUAAUUCAUCUAUUAAUUCCGAACAAACCCUUCCUUCUGCAAACUUUGAUUUAGGUCAGAUUAAAAUGAAACAUUUACAAGAUCUAAUUGACGAAGAAGACGAUAGCAAUCAACCAAUGGAUGUAAGACUAGAAAGAUAUUUCAGGUUGUUAAACUUGGCGCUGUGUUUAAGACCGCAAGCUAACAGAUUAUUUCAAUUUUACGAAUUUUCACCAAUGGGUAAUCUUCUAAGUUAUGAAACUGGUUACCAAGGGAGAGAGGGGUUCUUAUUGAUUAGAUCCACUGCCAAGACCCAAGGCUGGAGGGUUUCACAUUUUAACGCACAUGAUUUUAAGGAUAUGAUCGAAAGACAUACACCAAAAUGGUUUCUUGUACGUGGUUCAUAUAUAACAUACACAUCUGAUAUUUGCAGUACAACUCCACUAGAUGUCUUCCUUGUUGAUAGUAAAUUCAAGAUUAAAUGUUCAGGAAAAAUGAAGCGGAAAGAAGCAUUCCAUGUCAAUAAGAAGAAAUCAAAAAAAACCAACGAUGAAAUCAUCUCACCUGACGAAUUAGACUGGGAUCUAGAGAAUUCAAAGAGUAUUUCUACCAAUUUAUUGAUUACAUUACAAAAUUCUGAAAGAAAGCUACAAAUUAUUUGUAAAUCAGAAGCGUCAUUGAAAUUAUGGGUUUCAUCAUUUACGUUAAUGGCUAAAAGUACAGUGUGGUCUAGAAAAAAUAGAUUUAACAGUUUUGCUCCUGUCAGACAAAAUGCCUUCUGUAAAUUAUUGGUUGAUGGUAGAGAUUACUUUUGGUCACUAAGUGAAGCAUUGAAAAGAGCCCAGGAUGUUAUAUACAUUCAUGACUGGUGGCUUUCCCCAGAGCUAUACUUAAGACGACCAGUAGAUGCCCAUCAAGAAUACAGAAUCGAUAGAAUGCUUCGUAAGUGUGCUGAGAGAGGCGUUAAGAUAUUUAUUAUUGUUUACAGAAAUGUAGGAGCUACUGUUGGUACUGAUAGUCUAUGGACUAAACAUUCCAUGUUAGGAUUGCACCCUAACAUCCAUUUAAUAAGAUCACCUAAUCAAUGGUUACAGAAUACAUACUUUUGGGCACAUCAUGAAAAAUUGUGCGUCAUUGAUAAUACUAUUGCAUUCAUGGGUGGUACUGAUUUAUGUUUUGGUCGUUAUGAUACACCAGAACACGUUCUACGUGAUGAUUACAAAGAUAUCAAAGACCAAACUUUCCCUGGGAAGGAUUAUUCCAAUGCCAGAGUUUGUGAUUUUUACGAACUUGAUAAACCCUUUGAAUCAAUGUAUGACAGAGAAGAAGUACCAAGAAUGCCUUGGCAUGACGUUCAGAUGAUGACUGUAGGUGAACCUGCCAGAGAUAUGGCAAGACAUUUUAUUCAACGUUGGAAUUACUUACUGAGGGAGAAAAGACCGAGUAGGCCAACACCACUACUAUUACCACCAUCUGAUUUUACUAAAAAUGAGUUAGAGAAUUCACCAUUUUUCCAAUCAUUAAAGCCAAGAUCGACUUGUGAGGUACAAGUACUAAGAAGUGCUGGUUAUUGGUCACUUGGAUUGAAAGAAACAGAAAAAUCAAUCCAAAAUGCAUAUUUGAAAUUGAUAGAGACUAGUAAACAUUAUAUGUAUAUCGAGAAUCAAUUUUUUAUAACAACCUCUGAGUGGGACGGUGUUGUAAUCGAAAACAAGAUUGGGGAUGCUAUAGUUGAUCGAAUAGUGAGAGCAAAUAGCGAAGGUACAGACUGGAAGGCAUUUAUAAUUAUCCCAUUAAUGCCAGGUUUUGACUCUCCUAUUGAUCAGCCUGAGGCUUCAAGUCUUAGAGUUAUUAUGCAAUGUCAAUAUCAAAGUAUUUCGAGAGGUGAAACAUCUAUUUUUUCUAGACUAAAAAAAUUGAAUAUCGAUCCAAUGCAAUAUAUCAGAUUCUUCUCGUUAAGGAAGUGGUCAACAAUUGGCCCAUUUGAAAAAUUGGUCACGGAACAAUUAUAUGUCCAUGCCAAGAUUCUAAUUGUGGACGAUAGAAGCUGUAUUAUUGGUAGUGCUAAUAUCAAUGAAAGAUCUCAAUUAGGAAAUAGAGAUAGUGAGGUCGCUAUCGUAAUAAGAGAUACUGACCUAGUGAAGACGAAAAUGAAUGGUAAGGAUUAUUAUGCAGGUAGAUAUGCACUUGAGAUGAGACAGAGGCUGAUGAGGGAACAUUUAGGUUGCGAUACUGAUUUGGUGGAAAUUGUAGAAAGGAAAUUCGGAAGAUUAGAGAAACUUGCUAAAGAAAAAUAUAAAACUUUGAACACUUUAGAUGAAAACCAAAAAGAUAAGAUUGGAAAGAAGAAAUUACAUUUAUCCGCAAUGAUUGAAUUAGCAUAUAGGGAAAUAUUGGAUUGCGAGUAUAGCCCACAAUGGCGUAAAAAAUUCAAAACUAGGAAUAAUACGCAAACCGGUUCAACACCAAUACAAUCCUUUAGUAACACAGUGCCAUCCAGAGCUAACAAUAAUAUUGGCGAUUCGAGUAGUAUUUUAGACGUUCUUGAGAUCAGUGCAAAGAGACGUAGAUUACCAUCUACAACUAAAUCUACAAGAAAUAAUUCUACUGUUGUGCAUAGUUUUAAUUACAGAAGUGGUACUGAUAAUGUUGGUAUCAGAGAUAACAAGCCAAUUUCGUAUGAUCCUAGAUUAAUCAAGAAUACGACCCAUCAGAGGGAUGUAGAUGGGAAAGGUGCCGACGAUUGGAAGAAAGUUACUGAAUCAUACAAGGAGUCAGUGAGUGACCAGUUAAAAGAAUGGGCUCUGAAAGCAAUGUCCCUCAAAUUAGAUAAUGAGGAAGAAAUCCUUUCUAAAAAUCAAUUUUUACCAUCAAGAGAAGAUCUUCAAGAUUAUAUUGCAUGUAAAGAGAUUUCAGAUGAUAAGAAAUGGGAUAUGCUAAAGAGAGUCUGUUAUUUACAAUAUCUGAGUCAUAAGAUUAGCACACAUGAAUAUGAGAAACCUAAAUUUAACCAAAAACCAAAAACGCCUUCAAAGUUUAAUAGUACAAAUACAGAAGAGAUCCACACUGGUCAUUCUGAACUAUUAGAAGAACAAGAACUGGAUGAUGAAACAUUAGAUAUCUUAUUGGGACAACUAGUACCUACCCUAAGUAGACCUGGUAUUAAUAAAGAAAAUAUGUUAAGAUUUUCAAAAUUAAAAUUCAUCGAUCCUUAUUCAUUCGACGAUCCACUAAUAGGAUCUUUUUCAGAGGAGACUCUAUUUUUAAUAGCAAUGAGAAAUACAUUAUUGUAUAGAUUAGUGUUUCAUUGUCAACCAGAUAAUGCUGUUCAAACAUGGAGAGACUUUAAAGAUUUUAAAAGAAUGUCUGAAGAUUUUGUUGAAAGUCAAAAUGAACUGAUUGAUCUUGAAAGGAAACAUCUACCAAAGAAGACGAGAAAUUCUAAUGAUACUAUUCCAUCAACUGUGAAUGACACAAACUAUCAAAGGAAGCAUAAUGGCGAUAGUGUUGAUGACUCUAGUGGUACAAAGGUUACAACAAAUGGCCUUGAUAAAUUGGGUAAUGAUAAAGCUAGAGCAUUAAGUCUUCAAAUGAAAUUAGGAGGAAGCAUAUUAUAUGGAUUCAACAAGAGGAUAUUCGAUAAAUAUACCGCUAGACGUAUCUUGGAUAGAAUUCAUGGUCAUUUAGUACUAUUCCCAACAGAAUGGCUUGCUAGAGAGGUUGAAUCCAAAAAUUGGUUUUACAAUGCCGAUAGAUUACCGCCGAUUGAUAUUUAUGAUUAG